AUGGAUCCUUCAAAAUUUCCUUUUGAUAUCGAAACUUACAAAAGACAGUCUGAAAUUGAAGAUAGGUAUAUCCUCAACUAUUUUAGUGAGCGCCGAAAGAAAAUAGAGGAAGAAUUUCCACCUCGCAUGAAGAGAAGAUACUUCAAGAGAGAUCAUGUAGCGGCAAAUCAAAGACUGGUUGACGAAUACUUUGCCAAUGCACCUACAUACGACGAUACAAUGUUUCGUCGGCGAUUCCAAAUGCGAAAACAUGUUUUCCUUCGCAUCGUUGGGGACCUAUCAAAUAGUGACGACUACUUCACCCAACGAUUUGACGCAGCCAAUAAAGAAAGUAUAUCUCCAUUAGCAAAAUGUACCACAACCAUGCGAAUGAUAGCAUAUGGUGUGGCGGCCGAUGCGGUGGAUGAGUACAUCAAAAUUGGAGGUACUACAGCUCUGGAGUGCUUGCGUAGAUUCUGUAAGGGAAUCAUAAAAUUGUACGAGCAAGAGUAUCUUAGAGCCCCAACUCAAGAGGACCUCCAGAGAAUUUUGCAUGUUAGUGAAAUGCGAGGAUUCCCAGGGAUGGUUGGGAGUAUUGAUUGCAUGCACUGGGAAUGGAAAAAUUAUCCUACAACGUGGGAAGGACAAUUUACACGGGGUGAUAAGGGAACAACCACUGUUAUUCUUGAAGCAGUCGCAUCACAAGAUCUAUGGAUCUGGCAUGCCUUUUUUGGAUGUCCAGGGACAUUGAACGAUAUAAACGUUCUAGAUUGUUUACCGGUGUUUGAUGAUGUUGAACAGGGAAAUACUCCAAGAGUUAACUUCUUGGUGAACCAACGUCCGUAUAAUAUGGCAUACUAUCUAGCUGACGAAGUUCAAGAGGGAUGUCGGAAGGACAUCGAACAUGCAUUUGGAGUGUUGCAGGCUCGAUUUAAAAUCAUUAGCAAACCAGCUCGCAUGUGGGACAUGGACGACCUAGCUAUCAUUAUGAGGUCAUGUAUCAUAUUGCAUAAUAUGAUUGUUGAGGAUGAACGUGAUACAUAUAUUUAACGGUGGAACGAUUAUGAUCAAUUUGAGGCAAGUGGGUCUACUACACUGCAGCCAUUCUCGACCGAGGUGCUACCUGCAUUUGCAAAUCAUGUACGUGCUAGAUCCGAAUUGCGUGAUUCAAGUGUGCAUCACGAAUUGCAAGCAGAUCUAGUCAAACAUAUAUGGGCAAAGUUUGGAAUGUCUCGUGAUUAAAAUGAUUUUUAAGUGUUUGAGUUGAGUCUAUUGUACUAGUUAUGUGUUUUAUUGGUUGUAUUGUGUGCUUCUUAUUGUAU
Molecule: messenger RNA, 1301 nt
Organism: Camelina sativa (false flax)
Lineage: Eukaryota; Viridiplantae; Streptophyta; Magnoliopsida; Brassicales; Brassicaceae
Source: RefSeq, a predicted model, not a curated record